AUGAAAACAAUAUGUGAAGAUUCGCUGCUGUAUUUCCCCUCAAACUCAGAAAUUGAGGACCUCCAUUCUACCUACAUCGCCAAUUGUGUCUUCAACAGUUUUCUGUCCUACAACGCCAUUACGUUGAACAUCGUAACAAUCCACGCAAUACGAAACACGGCGUCAAUGCCAAAGACUAUAAAAACAUUGCUCCUGAGUCUUGCUGUUUCCGAUGUUGGUAUCGGUGCACUAGUUCUGCCAUUUUAUAUUUCACUUCUGGUCGGCUGGUUACAACAUAAUUCUAGCUGUAGCAACAAUGAAGUGUUCCACAUCAUUCUGUACUUGUUUUCUGUGGCAUCGUUCUCUGGUGUUGUUGCUGUAAGUGUUGACAGGUUCUUGGCAAUUCAUCUUCAUCUCAGAUACCAGGAACUUGUGACUCACAAGCGAGUUGUUGCUCUAGUGAUCUCAAUAUGGCUGCUUAGUGUGCUUCUUUCUUUACCAAUGUUGUUUGUCUCACCCGAUAUUGUCUAUGUUAUUACUAUCAUUUCUGCAGUUGUCGGCCUGCUUGUUAUGACGGUGGCAUACGUCAGGAUUUAUUUAGCGGUACGACACCAUAAGAAUGAAAUGCAGGCUCUAACUCUUCAAGUACAACACUGUACACAGACCGUAUGUUCGAUUACCAGCCGCUUUUCGGGAGAGGAGACCGGACUCGAGAUAACGACAGAAAUCGAGCCUAUACAGACCAGCGAAAUGGCAAAUUUUGCCACUCUCGUCAAAUCUGCUUUUGGCACAUUUUACGUGUACCUUCUGUUUUUGUGUGGAAAUGCUGACAUAAAUGACAGCAUGGAAACAUAA
This is a messenger RNA of Orbicella faveolata, 834 nucleotides long. RefSeq names its product adenosine receptor A3-like. The record is from RefSeq and is a predicted model, not a curated record. NCBI's taxonomy places the organism in Eukaryota, Metazoa, Cnidaria, Anthozoa, Scleractinia, Merulinidae.